Molecule: messenger RNA, 4166 nt
Organism: Tupaia belangeri chinensis (Chinese tree shrew)
Lineage: Eukaryota; Metazoa; Chordata; Mammalia; Scandentia; Tupaiidae
Gene: S100PBP
Product: S100P binding protein
Exons: 7
Coding region: 158-1423 (421 amino acids)
Molecular function (GO): calcium-dependent protein binding
Source: RefSeq, a predicted model, not a curated record
CCAGCGACAUAGCCAUUACGCCAACUGCUGGUCCUUGGGAAGGUGGGAGUCAAUCAUUUUGACAAGUCUCCUGAAAGGAACAGCUAGCAGGAGCUGAAAGCUUUUUCCAUUUGGUCUCGUGGCAAAGGCAGAGAUCGCUACAGCAGCUCCACACACUAUGACGUGCUCGCUAGUGUCAUCUGAACAGUCUUCUGGUAACUCUCUCUUGGUGAAAGACAGUGCCCCGUUUUCUUCGAGUUCCUUGGAUGAAGAUGGAUUAGAUGACUCCUUGCUAGAGCUGUCUGAUGGAGAAGAAGAUGAUGGCCAUUUCAGUUAUACAGAGGAAGAGAUUGAGGAGCUCUUAAAGGAUGAUGAUCUAUUAGAUGAGCACAUUCCUCGUGAAGCAGGGCUGUGUAAAGAUGACAGUGGCCGUGAUGAAAAAGGAGAGAGAGGGGGUCACAUUUUACUUGAUAUUCCUCAAGAGAAAAAUUCAUUGUAUAGCUUGGGACCUGUAACUGAGACCCCUGACCUCUUUAAACUACCUCAACUGAGUACACCAGUUGGUCAGAGACCAACACCUAAUAAACCAUUAAACAAACGCUUUAUACUAGACAAGAAUCUUAUCAAGGUAACAGUUGCACCAUUUAAUCCAACAGUUUGUGAUGCUGUACUUGACAAUGAUAAGACUGAUUCAUCCAAAGAUACCGAAAAGCCCUCCUCCCUUGGUGAAGAUACGAGUUAUAACCCAGAUGAGAACAAACUUUGCACUGAAUCUGAAGACAUCAGCCCCAAUAACGCUGCCUGGGAUGAACCUCUGUUCUCCUCUCCUUUAAACAAUAACUUUCAAAACACUGUCUCUGAUAAAAAUAUUCCUGACAGUAAGAAACCUGCAUCUGUAUUCUCUCAGAUCUCAGACCAUUCAGAGACUCCUUUUAAUACUGGGUCCUCCUGGAGAAAUGGUACAUCACAUAAAUCAAGUUGUGAAGUGAGAUUUCCAGUUAUUUCCAAUUCAUCAAACAAACAGGAUAUUCCUGACAAGGUUUCUGGGAAGGUGAAAGUCUCUGAGAGAAGACUAGGCAAGGUCACUCCUGUUCUACAAACCAAAACCAGGACUAACGUUACAACGUUUUCACAGUCAGAUCUAGAACAGCAGAAGCAAAUUUAUCUCAGGAGUGUCAUUGCUCAUAUCGAAGACCCAGUGGACUCUAACCAAGGUCCCUUGGGGGAGCUUUGUGCCUUGAUGGAUCAAGUUCAUUAUACGAAGAACCAAAAAUGGCAGCAUCCUUCGGACCUCACUGUGCGAAACUACGCCCGGUUCAGACAGAAACCUCUGCAAAGAUGCAGUCUGACUCAGUGGGUCGAUAGGAACAUGCGAAGCUACCAUCGGUUCCAGCGUCACCCAGACUUCCCAUGCAGUCCUUUCGUCUCAUCCCCUCAGCCGUGAGGGACCUUCUCCAGGGUCCUGUCCAGAGCAGCAUCUCAUCAUCUUCUGCUGUUUUGUGCUUUGUAGAUACCGAAUUUUAUUUUUCCACAAGAUUUUUAUUUAAAGAACUUGUCAUCUUUUGGAAAUACUCACUUGAAUUUUUUUUGUAUGAGGUUCCUCCUGAUUUUGUGUGUUUCUAUCUGUUUAACCGAUAUUGAUACUUUUUUUUUUAAUUUUUAAAUUGAAAUGGAAAGCCUCCCGAAAGCCAGCAUAAGGCCAAAUAACCAGGCUCAAAGAAGAAACUCAGCUCCAUGUAGAAGUGCCCAAAGGAGGGUUACCUUUUAAACCUCCUGUAAGCAAGAUACUCUUUUUAUUUUUUAAUUUUAUUUCAUUUUUUGCUAUAGGGCGUGCACUCACCUAAGAGUAAUGGAGUAGGGUGGGGGAGGGGUGGAAUGAGAAAUCACCAGCCUCUUUGCCACCCCCAAGAGGAUGGCCACACCACAAUCCCUUCUCCUCGCUCUCCUCUUGGGAUUUUGGAUGCACAGACACACAUGCACCUGGCAUGCUUUUCAAGCCACCAGAUCUGGGACUCAGACUGAGCAUUUGGCCGUGUGGGAUCUACCUGUCUCAACCAGCAUACCACCUGGGUGGCCCCUAGAAAAUAGUUUUUUAUCAGGCUAUGGGCCAGUGUUAAUUAUUACUGAUCACUUGUAAGUGAAUAUAAGUCACUUUUAAUGACUGUCUUAACUUUUUGAAUCUCUGAAUACCUGUCAGUUAUUUCAAAGUUGGCAGUCCAGGACAUUUGAAAUAGAAUGGGAUAGGAAAACAAUCUUGUUGAAAGGACAGAUUAAAAGUAUAAAUCCUCUCCUCUUUUUUCUACUAGCUCCCUUUAUUUUAUUAAUUUUUUUUUUACUUUUUUCAUUACUCAUUAAACUUAUGUUGCAUGAUAGUGUUUAAAAUCUUACACCCUUCUUAACUCUUGACUGAAGACUGCCAACUAAUCCCUGCUCUGUGCCUGUGUUCUUUGUCCCACGUUGUCUCCUCCACCCUUCCUCACGUAUCCCCGGGUUUUAACCUUCAGUGACCACUCCUUUGCAGUUUUAUUGGCAGUGCUUCUGUUUCCUGAGAGACAUGGCUGUGCCUCUUCAGAACAGCCUCCCUUUCUUGAAAGACAUCGCCUACCCCGUGUCUUGACUCUAGGACAGGCCAGUGCCAUUGAGGUGUAGGUUGGCCUUCAGUUUGUUCUGCUAAUCUCCAAUUUAAGUAUGCGUUGACACUUGAAAUAUCAAUAAGGAUAUUUGUCAAGGAGCCUGCUCCAUUUGGGAGAGACUUGGAGAGGCACUCAUUUGUCUCCAUACUUGGUUAACAGAGGUGCCUUUAGACCCUGGCUGUUAAAUCUCGCCGGUCAUGCCCCUGGUGCACAGUUGCACCUAACUGCUAGCAUAGGUCUGACAUAGUUAUGGCGAUGUCUGCUCACCAAAGCAUUGCCUGAUCUUCAGAUUUGGUGUUCUAACCAAAGCUGACAGAUGUGGUGCAUCUACCUGAAGGAAUGUUUCAGGACAUGCCCACACAGCUCACGCACCGCUCGAAAGGUCAUUUCGGGAGGCUUUGCAGUCUGGCCUCCAUGUGUUGCUCACUGUGAACGUCGCUCCUAGCUGAUAUAGUCUUUGUCUGGUUGUGUUGUUUUACCUGCCCUGCCUUUGCAUGUGAUUAGCCUGUCUUAAACAUCCUACCCCAAUUUAGAAACUGACUUGGGAGAAGCUUGUUCAUUCAGGCCACUAGUGAAAUUGGAUAGAUGUCUCUUAAGUGUUUCCUGUUUUUAACCAGACAAGGACUCUCUUUUCCACAUCGUUUGCUUUAGAUUCUAGAACCAAAAUUCAAAAGAAAAGUUGUGUUCUUAGGCAGUAGUCAAAAAUCUGUGAUUUCAGUCAGCAUAAUUGGCAUGUACUACGUCAGUCAUUCUCCGGGCUGUCCUAAAUUAGCUUGAUGGAGUGAGACAUGCCAAACAUCCACCUUUGGGACCAGAACGUAGUUAAAAUUAAAUGUAGCUGGAAUAGCUAGCAUUGCAGCUGUCUGCAUCCCCACAGAUAGCCCAAGGAGUCGGGACAGCAUUGUGCUUCGGCAAAAAUCUUAAGAUUCACAUUCCUGUCCUGGUGCAGGGGGCUUAAGACUGAGUGUCUAAUGGGAGCCCUGCCUUUGCCAGAUCAAAUGAGUGACAGGUUCACUAGAGAAUGUGACAGUCACAUUUCCUCUUAGCUCCAAUAAUUCUGUUUUUUCCAAAGCUUUAGCAGCCUAAUUAAAUCUGUUGAACUGGGGGAGGAGAGAGCUGUUCUCUAGUGGUUAACAUGGUAUUCUUUAAGAAGAAAAAACAAAGCCAGCCACUUUAAAGAUGGCAGUGUUCACCGCAAAGCUGCACGCUCUCGUAGUUGCUGCUCGCCGCCCAGUCCAGUGUUGCGGGUGGAAUUCUUGCUGUGUUUUUCAAGUGUGGGUUAUGUGCGUCUGACUGCCUACCUAGCCUUGACCUGUGGAGACACUCCCAGCACAGGGUCCUGACAGAGCAGAGCAGAAACGUGCCGUUUACAUGGCUUGUUUGUAAGCGAGGAGCCUCAGAUGGCCUGUGGUUCCUCAUGGAGUGCGGGCCAGAUUGACUUGCGUCGUCAGGAGCAGUUAUGAAACUGAAGUUGGUGCCUCCUCUGUCAUGUUUUUUUCCCUUGUAGCAGUUGUGUUUAAUGUCAUUAAAAAGAAAUAAAAGUUCUUGUCAGUG